Messenger RNA from Corapipo altera (White-ruffed manakin), 1833 nucleotides. RefSeq names its product leucine carboxyl methyltransferase 1 (gene LCMT1). The record is from RefSeq and is a predicted model, not a curated record. Gene Ontology annotation, molecular function: protein C-terminal leucine carboxyl O-methyltransferase activity. The transcript has 11 exons. Lineage: Eukaryota; Metazoa; Chordata; Aves; Passeriformes; Pipridae. Gene Ontology annotation, cellular component: cytosol. Bases 30 to 998 code for a protein of 322 amino acids. Gene Ontology annotation, biological process: C-terminal protein methylation.
GGUGGCAGCGACCGGGCCCCGCGCGCUCCAUGGCGGCCGCCGGCGGCCCCGACGAGGCGGACGAGGCGGUUCGCGGCACCUGCGAGGACGCGUCUGUCUGCAAACGGUUUGCUGUCAGUGUUGGCUACUGGAAGGACCCUUACAUCCAGUAUUUUGUGAGACAAGCCAAGGAAAGGAAAGCACCUGAGAUCAAUAGAGGUUAUUAUGCUCGUGUUCAUGGAGUCAGUUAUCUGAUUAAAGCUUUUCUAAAGAAGACAGAAUGCAACUGUCAAAUUGUUAACCUUGGGGCUGGCAUGGACACCCUGUUCUGGAGACUGAAGGAUGAAAAUCUUCUCCCUAGAAAAUAUUUUGAAGUGGAUUUUCCAAUGAUCGUUGCAAGAAAAAUACAUAAUAUCAAAUCAAAACCUCCCCUGUCAAAACCAAUUAUGGAAUCCCAUUCAGGGGACUCUCUUCUAAUAGAUUCCCACAGCCUUGACUCCAGUCGAUAUUCCAUUGUAGGAGCAGAUCUCCGUUUCUCCUCAGAUCUGGAGGAAAAGCUAAAGAAACACAACUUGGAUAAGCAUUUGCCAACACUGCUGGUGGCAGAGUGUGUGCUGGUUUACAUGACCCCCCAGCAGUCUGCAAACCUGCUCAAGUGGGCAGCAAGCACCUUUCCCGUGGCCAUGUUUAUCAAUUAUGAGCAGGUGAACAUGACGGACCGGUUCGGGCAGAUCAUGAUCGAGAACCUGCAGAGGAGACAGUGCAACCUGGCUGGGGUGGAGGUCUGCAGGUCCUUGGACUCCCAGAGGGAGCGGCUGCUGGCCAGCGGCUGGGACACCGCACGGGCCAUCGACAUGAUGAAGGUGUACAGCUUCCUGCCACAGGCUGAUGUCAAAAGAAUAGAAGCACUUGAAUUCCUGGAUGAAAAGGAACUGUUUGAACAACUAAUGCAGCACUACUGUAUCUGCUGGGCUUCAAAGGACAGCAGCAACCUGGGUCUGGCAAACAUCGACUUCUGAGGAUCUGGCUGGAGGGAAGGGAGCCCAGGAGCCCCAGUGACUGCCUUGGCUUGGGCCAGGAUCCAGAAAUAUGGACUUUGCAUGUGCCAACCCCAGUCUGUGUCCCUGUGACGGUGCUGGGAACUGUCCUGGUGGCUUUGGGUGGUUUUGAGGAAUAUUCUUUGUGAGCAGUUGUUAUGAGGCAGGACUUGCCUUCCAUUCCCAGAUGUCUAAUGAUGGACUUUCACAAGGUGUCAGUGAUUCCUGUCUAAAGCUUGCCUUCCAUAGUUUAAAGCUGAAAGUGUUCUUGGGUUCUUUGGUUUUCCUCCUUUGUCUUUUUGUGGAUGUGUAACAUGUGUUUGUGACAGGAAGGUGGAAGAGCAAUGCUGGAGAGCUGCAGCACUGGGUACCUGCACUGUGCAUGGCUGAUCAGGAAGGUGCAAUUUUGGUUCAUUUUCAUUCUCUUCAGGUCUAAUUUUGAUGAAGUGUCACCGUGUUGGCCUCUCCAGGCUUCACUGUUGUACAAGGCUGUCACUGUGCUGGGGGUUCUUGUAGGGGAAGGGUAAAGGAGAAGGGGAGCCCUGAUUUUGUUCAGUGGUGUACAAGAAACUGGAAAGUAGAUGUUAUUUAACUGGGAAGGGCUUAGCUUGGCAGUUCAGCACUGGGAUGGUGAAAGAAAGAAAGAAAUUAAUCUCAAUUUGCACUGCUUCUGGUAGUAUCUUUACACCAGUUUCUUCUUUCCCCUUAAAAGAAGCAAAACAAAAUCCCAAGAGUAAGGAAAGCCCUUGUCCUGUUGUUUGAAAUUGAAUCUUGCAACCCUCCUAUGAGAAAAAUAAUAAAUGUUUAAUAUUUAUAA